Messenger RNA from Drosophila eugracilis, 2485 nucleotides. It is a transcript of the gene fws, whose product is annotated as conserved oligomeric Golgi complex subunit 5. Gene Ontology annotation, cellular component: COG complex. Lineage: Eukaryota; Metazoa; Arthropoda; Insecta; Diptera; Drosophilidae. Gene Ontology annotation, biological process: intra-Golgi vesicle-mediated transport. Bases 95 to 2350 code for a protein of 751 amino acids. The record is from RefSeq and is a predicted model, not a curated record. The transcript is spliced from 4 exons.
CCUCUACAUAAGUUAUCGAUUGGAAGUCGCUUUUGGUUGCGUGGAUAAAAACCUUUUGUUUUUCUUAUUCCAAUAGAUAAAACCCUUUUCAACCAUGGUAACUGGUGAUCCGGGUGCUGUAAAACCCCCAAAUACGGCGGCUUCAGAUGAUGACGAUUACACCGCAUCCAUGUCGCACCUAACCAUUGGCCAGCAGAUCCAGGAGUUGUCAAAGCAACUGCAGAAUACCAAAGAGGAACUGCACCAGCAGGUGCGGGAUAAACACGGGGCACUUCUUCAGCAGGCCACCCACGCAGGACGCUUCGAUGCAGCUCUAAAUACGCUGGCUGAGGAUGUGCAACGAGUUAGGGAGACGGGUCAUCGGCUGAAGAGCCAGGUGGACUCGCAAUACCAGCAGGUGGAGAACCAAACGCAGGUGCUCGGUCGCUUGCAUGAUGUCAGCCACCUUCUUCGCUCGGCUGGAACACUGCUGACCCUAACGGCCAAGUUGAAGGGGACCAAGGAUGUCCUGCGGCAGGCAGAACUGCACUUUGAGCUGGGACAACUCAUCGAGGACAAGGAGCUCAAGGACAUUGAAUUUAUUCAGCAAGAUCGUGCUUAUGUCAUGAGUUCGGGUCAGAAAAUAAGAAAUCUCACGCAGAUGCAGCUGGUAACUGGCCUCCAGGAGCGCAAUCAAAACCAAGUAGUUAAUGCUUUGAAGAUCUUCAUGAACUUCAAUACCCUGGAAAAAUCCCUAGAGAACCUACUCGCGACCUUUAUCGCCGACAUGGACCAAUCGCUCAAGGAGUGUUUUGCCGGCAAUGACAUCUCCGUGCUAAACAAGUCACCCACGCAUAACGUCAGCAAACCAACUCCCUCGAGGGGACCAGGGAAAACUCCCCAGUUGACAACCACCCAGAAUUUUCGAGCCAAGUUCUGGAAAUCUGUGGACUGGCUGCUUUAUGAUGAACUCUUCGAGACGUGCACACAGAUCAAGCUGCUUAAGACGGCUCUGGAACACAUCAACCAAUUUGGUUAUACAUCAGAGUCAUCGGAUCAGUGUAUCCCACAGCGUUUUUGGCAGCAAGUUCAGCAGCUUCUCCGGAAGUCCUUUGACGAAUGUCCCCAGCAUGUAACUCAGACGCUCCAAGAAGGGCUAUCGAAGCUUCUCACAUCCGCUCGUGGCUUGGAACAGCGCCUGAAUGGCGAGUUUCAAUUUGACAAUGAGCUAUUCGCUCCUCUGGAAGUGGGUUACGUUAGCAAGUGUGCUGCCAACUUCAAGGCUUGUUUGGCGGGAGUGGAUUUGCCUGGCAACGAAACCGUGGAUAACUUUAUUCGUGUAGCUUCCACCGAAUUGAGCGCUGCUUUGAUCGACUCACGUCUCACCAAUUCCAUAGCGAAUGUUUUCGUUGCUUGUGGAAAGGAAUUGUGUACAAAACUAGAGGCUCAAAUUAAACUGGGAGCUGAUUCCAAGCAAGUUGUGGAUCUGCCCAACUUGCAGCAGCAGCAAAACACACAGUUGGCGAAUGUCCUUUACUACUAUAAGGAUUCAGUGCGUCGCAUGCUCAGCGAUCUUCAAGUGCAGUUUGAGAAAACUCCGGGAACAGCUAGGGAGUGUAUAUCUCGCUCCCUGGAGCAGGCUGAUCUGCUGAUUGGAACUAUUCUGCAACAAAUCAUGGAGUCGAUCAUUACGACCAUUAGCAUCAUCAUAUUGAGUAUGCACAGGGAGCCAGGAUUGAACACAGAAAGGCUCUCCACGACGGGUCCCUCGAUGUACAUGAAGGAACUGCAGGAGUUUGUCAAUCGGUCCUGGUCGCAUCACAUAGCUCUGUUUGAUGACAAACAGAUGACUACGAAAUGUGGUCACGAGCUAGCAAAGCGAUGUAUCGAGUUGUUCCUUCACAACGUCUGCAUACUGCGUCCAUUGAGUGCUGCGGGAAGACAGCGUUUGAAGCAGGACUGCCAACACAUGGAGCAAGCUUUGAAACCUCUUUGUCCCAAUCUCGCCGAGCUUGGCAAGCCUUCUCGUCUGCUAAGGGCCAUGUCCCUGCUGAUCGUUCAAACGGCCCAAGAGCUGGUUAAGCAGACGAUCGGGGAGGAUUCCCUUGUACCCAGUUAUAUUGUGUUGCUGCUGCUCUUUGGACACGCUGGAGCGGACCUGCAGUCACCACAUACCACGGCAAACUGGUCCAACGAACGUCUGAUUGAAUGGCUGGAUGGACACACGGCGGAACGCGAAAAGCUGGAGCUGAUCUCGGGGGCAUUGCAGCGGUAUCGGGAUAAUGCCAGACGUAAGAAUAUCCAGCAAUACGACGAAGUGUAUCCCAUGAUGGUGGAGUAUUUCGAACAGGCCUUAAAGGCAAUUCCAUAAAUAUUAAAUUUUAUUUCUAACUAGAACUAUGUAAAAGUUUUACUUUAUUUAUAAUAUACAUAACAAGUCCAAGAUUUUCAAUUUGACGAAAAAAAAAAUCAAUUUAUAUUUACAAAAAUUAGUUUCAAUUAACAA